CGGGCGGAGCCGAGUGGGCAGCGGCCGCUCCGCGCCAUCUCGGGCUUCCGCGCCAUGGACGACGGAGACGAGACGUCGGGGCCCCGCGGGGGGCCGCGGCCGCUCUUGGAGCAGCUCUCGGGGGCCGGCAAGGCCAUCGGGGUGCUGACGAGCGGCGGGGACGCGCAGGGUAUGAAUGCCGCUGUCCGUGCUGUGGUCCGCAUGGGUAUCUACGUGGGUGCCAAGGUCUACUUCAUCUACGAGGGCUAUGAAGGGAUGGUGGCUGGCGGGAGCAACAUUGUGGAAGCCAACUGGGAGAGUGUGUCGAGCAUCCUGCAGGUGGGUGGGACCAUCAUCGGCAGUGCCCGCUGCAAGGCCUUUCGUUCCCGGGAAGGCCGCCUGAUCGCUGCUCUCAACCUGGUACGCUAUGGCAUCACCAACCUGUGCGUCAUUGGCGGCGAUGGCAGCCUGACAGGCGCCAACAUCUUCCGUCAGGAGUGGGACGGGCUGCUGCAGGAGCUGGUCCGCAAAGGUGACCUAAAGAAGGAGGAUGCGCAAAGGUUCGCACACCUCAACGUGGUGGGCAUGGUGGGCUCCAUCGAUAACGACUUCUGCGGCACCGACAUGACCAUUGGCACCGACUCGGCGCUGCACCGAAUCAUGGAGGUAGUGGAUGCCAUUAUGACCACUGCCCAGAGCCACCAGAGGACCUUCGUGCUGGAAGUGAUGGGGCGCCACUGUGGGUACCUGGCCCUGGUGAGUGCGCUGGCCUGCGGGGCUGACUGGGUGUUUCUUCCCGAGGCGCCACCAGCUGAGGACUGGAAAGAAAGCCUGUGUGUGAAACUGGCAGAGAACCGUGCCCGGAAGAAGCGACUGAACAUCAUCAUAGUGGCCGAGGGCGCCAUCGACAGCCUGAACAAACCCAUCAGCUCGGAGCAGAUUAGGGAGCUCGUGGUGUCUCAGCUGGGCUACGACACGCGGGUGACCAUCCUGGGCCAUGUGCAGAGAGGCGGGACCCCCUCGGCCUUCGACAGGAUUCUGGCUAGCCGCAUGGGCGUGGAGGCAGUGGUAGCCCUCUUGCAAGCCACGCCGGAGACUCCGCCCUGUGUGGUGUCGCUGUGCGGGAACCAGGCUGUGCGCCUACCAUUGAUGGAGUGCGUGGAGAUGACCCAGGACGUGCAGAAGGCCAUGGAUGAAAGAAGGUUUAAGGAUGCCGUGAAGCUCCGAGGAAGGAGCUUCGAGAGCAACCUCAAUACCUAUAAGCGACUGGCCAUCAAGCUGCCUGACUCCCAGAUCACAAAGAGUAACUUCAAUGUAGCUGUGACCAACGUGGGGGCGCCUGCUGCUGGCAUGAACGCUGCCGUGCGCUCCGCCGUGCGCAUGGGCAUCUCGGACGGACACCGUAUGCUGGCCAUCAGUGACGGCUUCGAGGGCUUGGCCAAGGGCAAGAUCCAGGAGAUCGGCUGGGGUGAUGUCGGGGGCUGGACCGGCCAAGGAGGUUCCCUGCUGGGGACCAAAAGGACCCUGCCCGGGAAGCUGCUGGAGGAGAUUGCAGCACAGAUACGGGCUCACUCCAUCAACGCGCUGCUGGUCAUCGGGGGCUUCGAGGGAUACCUGGGGCUGCUGGAGCUGUCGGCUGCCCGUGACCGCUUCCCCGAGUUUUGCAUCCCCAUAGUGAUGGUCCCCGCCACUGUCUCCAACAACGUGCCUGGCUCCGACUUCAGCAUCGGCUCGGACACAGCCCUGAACACCAUCACUGACACCUGCGACAGCAUCAAGCAAUCAGCCAGUGGGACCAAGCGCCGCGUGUUCAUCAUUGAGACCAUGGGCGGCUACUGCGGCUACCUAGCCAACAUGGGGGCGCUGGCAGCGGGGGCUGAUGCUGCCUACAUCUUUGAGGAGCCCUUCGACAUCCGGGACCUACAGGUCAACGUACAGCACCUGCGGGAGAAGAUGAAGACCACCAUCCAGAGAGGCCUGGUGCUCAGGAAUGAGAACUGCAGCUCCAACUACUCCAUCGACUUCAUCCACCAGCUUUACUCGGAGGAGGGCAAGGGAGUGUUCGACUGUCGCAAGAAUGUGCUGGGCCACAUGCAGCAGGGUGGCGCACCCUCCCCCUUUGACCGAAACUUUGGGACCAAGAUUUCUGCCAGAGCCAUGAACUGGAUCACCCAGCAGCUGAAGGGGAAAGGGGCAGGGCAAAAGUUUGACACAGAUGACUCCAUCUGUGUGCUGGGGAUCAACAAGCGGGACAUCAUCUUCCAACCCGUGGUGCAGCUCAGGGACGAGACAGACUUCGAGCACAGGAUCCCCAAGGAGCAGUGGUGGCUCAAGCUGCGGCCCCUCAUGAAGAUCCUGGCCAAGUACAAGGCCAGCCUGGAGGUGUCCGAGUCAGUGCAGCUGGAGCAUCUGAAUCUACGCAGCCGGGAGCCCUCCACCAUGUGACCCUGUCCUGUCUGUGCUGCUGCCGUUUGACCCUCUGGCCCUGCCCGUUUUCUAGCACCUAAGUUAUUUUUCUGCACUUGAAAUGACUUUCGUUGACCAGUGAUCCUGGUCACAGUCCCCGCCCCGCUGUGUCUGUGCUACCGCCACGGAAUCAAUAAACACUUGCUGGGCUCCCACAUGCAGUCAGCUUCCUGCUGCAUGCCCCUGUGGGGCCAGCAACUUGCACUGCGA
Messenger RNA from Suncus etruscus (white-toothed pygmy shrew), 2655 nucleotides. It is a transcript of the gene PFKP, whose product is annotated as phosphofructokinase, platelet. NCBI's taxonomy places the organism in Eukaryota, Metazoa, Chordata, Mammalia, Eulipotyphla, Soricidae. Gene Ontology annotation, molecular function: 6-phosphofructokinase activity; identical protein binding; fructose-6-phosphate binding. The record is from RefSeq and is a predicted model, not a curated record. Gene Ontology annotation, biological process: fructose 1,6-bisphosphate metabolic process; fructose 6-phosphate metabolic process; canonical glycolysis. Bases 55 to 2424 code for a protein of 789 amino acids. The transcript has 22 exons. Gene Ontology annotation, cellular component: membrane; cytoplasm; 6-phosphofructokinase complex.